AGUACAGAUAAACUUCGAGGAAGCUAAGGUUUACCAUCAAUAUCGACUAGCUUUCUAUCAGGCAGUUGUGGGCGUACGAGGAACCAUCAGAAUGAUAAAGUCGACGGCCAUCAGUUUCAUUGAAUAAUCAGGACAAACCUCAAUCAGCAAGAUGUCGUCCACAAAUAUAAUGCAGUUAGUUUGUAUAUUUGCCGUGAGUGUCCUAGUUACCUGUGAUAAUACUAAGGGAAGCCUGUCUUCUCUCCAGCAACAGGUACAGACUCUGCAGGCAGCCUUCCAACGUCAGAACGAAUACUUCGAAAGCCGUAUACAAGAACUUGCAACUGAAAACCAGGAACUAAAGGAUCAAUGCAAAUUACAACCCAGGAUCCAACAGAAAAGAGUUCCAGGCUUUGGAGAAACAGAUAACGUUGGUUUCUCUGCGUCCCUGUCCACGUCCACUGCCCUGGGCGAUAACCAAAUCGUAGUGUUCGACACUAUUUUAACCAACGACGGAAAUGGCUACGACUCAAAAAGUGGUCACUUCACUGCUCCUUUGCCGGGUUUAUACGCCUUCUCCGUAACUGCCAUGUGUUCUGGAAGCGAGGCAGAACUUCAUGUUGCCAUCAUCAAAGACGGUCAGAGGAUAGCCAGUGUCUUCGCAAACGGUAACCAUUAUGAUAAUGGGAGCAAACUCGUGGUCGUACAGCUACAGGCCGGGCAGAUGGUUUGGGUAGAACAUUUUGCUGACCAGUCAGGAAACAAAAUAUUUGGUACUUCAUACAGCUCCUUUCUCCGGAUUCCUAAUCAACGCUUAUUAGAUAUCUUUGUAUCAUCUGUUUCUUGUGCGUUUUAUAUUUCGAUAAUUUUAAUCAGCCAUUCCAGAAUAAUGGUCCUGAAAAAUAGAUAGUGCGCAAUCUUGAAAGGGGAAAAUAAAGUUUGUUUGAAAGAU
Molecule: messenger RNA, 931 nt
Organism: Pecten maximus
Lineage: Eukaryota; Metazoa; Mollusca; Bivalvia; Pectinida; Pectinidae
Product: complement C1q-like protein 4
Exons: 5
Coding region: 152-889 (245 amino acids)
Molecular function (GO): protein binding
Source: RefSeq, a predicted model, not a curated record